UAUUUUUUCACUCCCAACCCUCUUUUCUUUAGCUCUUAAAAUCUUCUCAGCUCUCCCAUACCACAUCACCCCGGUUUUCUCUGCAGCAUAAAGGAUAAGAAAGGAGAAAUAUCAAGCAGAAAGCAGAGCUCCUGCAGAUGACAGUGACCCAGAGCCAUCAUGCCAAUCUUCAGAGUGAACCUCAACACAUUGAUUCUCCUAUCGUUCCUGCAGGGGGCAAUGUUGCUGCUGUUCUGCAGUUGGUACAUGGGGCAGAGUCCCUUUAGUCCUGUGUCCGUAAACAACACAGCAAAAGUUCACGUUCUGCUGCUUUCAACAUAUCGAUCUGGCUCGUCCUUCAUGGGUGAGGUGUUCAAUCAGCACCCAUCUGUGUUCCAUUUUAUGGAGCCCGCUUGGCACGUGUGGAACAGUCUGCAGAAACAUGGUGCGCAGGUACUCCGGAUGGCUGUGAGGGAUUUUUUGCGGAGCAUAUUCCAAUGCGACUUUUCUGUAAUGGAUGCCUACCUGCCAAAUUCUCAAAGAGUUUCAGACUUUUAUUUGUGGAGGCGAAGUCGAGCACUGUGCUCACCGCCAGUCUGUUCUCUCACACCACGUAACCAGAUGAGUAACGAGUCUCAGUGCAGUAAGGUUUGUGGUGGUCAUGACCUGCAGUUGGUGCAGGAGGCUUGUGGUACUUACAGCCAUGUGGUGUUUAAAGAGGUGAGAAUUUUUGAACUGGAAUCCCUUUACCCGCUCUUUCAGGACCCAAGUUUGGAUCUCCGCAUCAUCCAUCUGGUCCGAGACCCCCGCGCUGUUUUGAGGUCUAGAGAGCACGUAUCAGGAAAUCUUGCUACAGAUAGUGCUAUCAUAUUAGAACAAAGACACAUACCUGCAGCUGAGGUGCAGUUUCAAGUCAUGCAGGAGGUCUGCCGCAGCCAUGUUCGCAUCAUUGAGAGGGCCACCCUGGAGCCCCCUCCUUUUCUUAAAGGCCGCUACAAAAUGGUCCGCUAUGAGGAUAUUGCCCGCAACCCACUUAAGGAGAUAAAUGCCGUUUAUGAGUUUGUAGGUCUGAAGAUGACCACAGAGCUGGCGAAAUGGAUCUACUCUUUGACCCACGGUAUACAGACAGACAAACUUCCCUUCAAUGUAGGAUCACGAAAUGCUUAUAAAAUCUCGGAGGCUUGGCGUGAAGUGCUGUCGCACAACAGAGUCAAACAAAUCCAGGAAUUGUGUCAAGAGGCCAUGUCACUGCUUGGGUACAGACCAGUUAACAGUGAAGAAGAACAAAAGAGCCUGGACAAAGACCUUCUCAUGCCACUUGAACAGUAUAAUCCAGGAACCAUUUAAAACAUUAACAAAAAAAGAUAUUAAAACCAAGAGACGAAAUUGGAGUUGUCAUUCUUUGCUAGAUUUAUUAGAUAAAGCCUUUAAUGAGUGAGGGCAAGAAACCUCAAUUGCUGUUUUCCUUUUCUUUCACUACGCAAUACUCCCAUAUCAAACCACUUGAGACUUUAUUUCCCUAAAAGAUUCUUUAUUUUUGGAAAUGUGAAAUAAAGAAGAAAGAAACAUCUUUU
Messenger RNA from Labrus mixtus (cuckoo wrasse), 1553 nucleotides. RefSeq names its product carbohydrate sulfotransferase 6-like. Gene Ontology annotation, cellular component: Golgi membrane. Gene Ontology annotation, biological process: N-acetylglucosamine metabolic process; carbohydrate metabolic process; sulfur compound metabolic process. The record is from RefSeq and is a predicted model, not a curated record. Gene Ontology annotation, molecular function: N-acetylglucosamine 6-O-sulfotransferase activity. The transcript has a single exon. Bases 160 to 1326 code for a protein of 388 amino acids. NCBI's taxonomy places the organism in Eukaryota, Metazoa, Chordata, Actinopteri, Labriformes, Labridae.